UUAUUGCAUAGCUAGCUGCUAUAAAAGUUUAAUACAAGCUAGCUAGGGAGAACUAAAAGACGUAUACCUUGCAGCUAUUGAAACUAGUGGUUGAAAUGAAGACAGUAUCCCUGCUCCUGUUAGUUAGCUUGGCUAGCUCCUGUCUGGCUGGUGUAUUCUCUCCAAUAACUUACCCCAAUACCAGUAAUACAUCCAACACGUGUGCUGGAACACGGAUACCUCUGUAUUUUGGACUGCUCAUGUCCUUUGAUGCAGAACAGUUUGACGGAUCAGGUGCUAUAGCUGGUGUCAAUGUUGCACUGGACAGGAUCAACAGAAACUGUACUCUGUUACCUGGUUACAGUCUGCACUACACUGUGGCAAACUCAAGGUGCACUAGGACGGGUGGAUUGGACGCUCUAUUUGAAGACACCAUCUUCAGUCCAGGCCCUGACAAGAUUGCAGUGAUAGGGUCUGGUUGUUCACUAGCUACCGAGCCAACAGCCGAGGUCUCCCACUAUUACAACAUCUCUCAUUUGUCGUGUGUGUCGUCUUCUCCUGACCUGACAAACAGAAACAGAUUCAGAAAUUACUUUCAACUCUUGAACAGUGAGGUCACAAUAGCCCACGCCUAUUUUGCCGUGAUACAAGAGUACGGAUGGAGUCAUGUGUCCCUCAUUGUACAGAACGAAAACCUCUUCACUGAAACCAUCGAUAUUCUGAAGCAGUUGUUGAGAGCUGGUGGCGUCUCUUAUGAUGAGCGACUGUUCAGUAGUGAGGGGGGAGUGGCUGACCUCGGGGAUGAACCCUUCAAUAUGGACAGAAGGAUUCACUUGAUUAUGUGUUAUGCCAGUCAUGCACGACAGCUAAUGUGUGAGGCACAUUCCAGAGAUGUGUACCUGCCCCGCCAUGUACUCUUGACCCCUGCAUGGUACGAUGCCAACUGGUGGAGGGUGAAUGACAACACCACCUGCACUCCAGACGAUAUGGAGACUGUCUUGAUCAAUUCACUCGCCUUCUUGCAUUUCAACUUUCUGGAUAGAAAUGACACCAGCAAUAUAACAAGUGAAGAUGGAUUGACAGCGACUAAGUAUUUGAAGCGUGAGAAUGAACAGAUUGGCAUACUACCCCUCAACUUGACCUCCUCAGACUACGCCCAGUAUUGCUACGAUGCCACCUGGACACUUCUGUACGCACUACAAAAUACACUAGAAGAUAUCGCUGAUAAUUCCAUCAAUGGCAAUCUGUCGGAGGCGUACGGUCUUCCGUCCGGUGAAACGUUUACUCUGAGUAACUUCACAUAUGACAAUAAUGCUCUCAGUCGGAUCAUAUUUAGACACCUCAAUAAUACUUCCUUCAAUGGCAUCACUGGCAAGGUGCAGUUCAACAGUGAAGGCAUUCGAGAGGUUACAAAACUCUUCAUCUUUCAGUUCAGAAAGAACAGCAGUGGGUUUGUGAACUGGGUGGAGAUUGGGGAGGUGACUAACAACGACACUGACUACAUCCUCACAGGAGAGGGGGUGGACACAGUGUGGCCAGAUGGUAUACCUUAUGAUGGGAUACCGUUGAAUGCCACGGCAACUGUUCAUCCAGCUGUGACCAGCGUCUACUUCCUCCUGGCAACCGCCGGCAUUGCCUUCGCUGUUGUGUGUAUUGUGUUCAACUUCGUGUUCAGGAAACGAAAACUGAUACGCCUCACCAGUCCCAACCUGAAUCUGCUGAUUGGUAUCGGAGCCAUCAUCCUGUACUUCAAUCUCUACCUUUUCAUCUUCCCUGUUGAAGACCCCAUCGUUGUGUCAGUGUUGUGUAACCUCAUCCCCUGGUUCACGGCCAUCGGCUACUCUCUGUGUUAUGGCACCAUUGUAGUCAAGAUGACUAGAGUGUACUACAUCUUCAAUAACCCUACACCAAAGAAGGCUAAGGUGAAAGAUUGGAAGUUGUUCCUCGGAGUGUUUGCUCUGGUGGUGAUAGACGUGGUGAUACUGACAGUGUACAUGAUUGUAGAAGGAUCCAAUAUCUAUCCUGACGGAAUGACGGGACUACACGCAUGUCGUGUCAUCAGCCGGGAGUUUCCAGAGCAGACAGAAGGGGAGAUCAUCAGAUUCUUCAUCUACGUGUGCAGGACUCAGGCCAGGGACAUCAUGCUGGGAGUACUAUACGGCUACAAGGCACUACUACAAGUUAUAGCUCUCAUAUUUUCAUUUUCGAUUCGCAAAGUGAAAGUGAAAGGACUCGACGAUGCUAUAUUUAUCGCAGGGUCUAUAUACGUCAGUAGCAUUGUGCUGGCCGUUAUAUUUGUGUGUACUUACACACUGGCGGACUUCCUCAACAUCUUUCCCGUCGUGUUUUGCACGGGAUUUCUGAUCGGAACAUCAGUUAUUCUGGGACUGGUCUUCAUACCUCUAAUGGUGGGAUUGUACAAAGACCCCGAGGGAGACACAAUAUUCGACAAUUCCAAGAGCACUGCAGGAGGGACAACAGUGAUGAACAAUAACCUCCAAACACGGACCAUAGAGGGACUUAAAGGGAGGGUCACAGAGCUGGAGGCCAUUGUAGCCAGCACUGGAGGAGGGUUGGCGCACUCAUUGAACGGACAGUACUCUGUGAUAGAGGUGGAGUCCUCAACCUCCAUCCCUACCCAAGCCCCAGUGAUGACACACGAUGAGCGACGAGAAGAUAUGCUCCAUCAGAUAGCCGGGGAGGCACCACGGGAACGGACCAACACGAUAUGGGAUAACGAGGAUAGCGGCGAAGAAAAAGAGAAAAAGACUAGUGAUAAUUCCAGUGUAUAACUGACAAGUGCAAUUAGUGACAAAAUUUCCCACCAAUAAACAUUAUUUUUUUUCUAUUAUGAUCAUGAACUGCUUUUUUCAGUAUCUUUUAUAUAUAAUAUAGUUGUUCUUUACUUUUGUAGGUAUGUUUGAUCCCCAAUCCCCAUGCACAAUUUCACUUUGUUAACAUUCA
Messenger RNA from Halichondria panicea, 2943 nucleotides. Its product is annotated as gamma-aminobutyric acid type B receptor subunit 1-like. Gene Ontology annotation, biological process: G protein-coupled receptor signaling pathway; gamma-aminobutyric acid signaling pathway. The record is from RefSeq and is a predicted model, not a curated record. Gene Ontology annotation, cellular component: G protein-coupled receptor heterodimeric complex; membrane. Lineage: Eukaryota; Metazoa; Porifera; Demospongiae; Suberitida; Halichondriidae. Gene Ontology annotation, molecular function: G protein-coupled GABA receptor activity. Bases 96 to 2771 code for a protein of 891 amino acids. The transcript is spliced from 16 exons.